This is a messenger RNA of Knipowitschia caucasica, 609 nucleotides long. NCBI's taxonomy places the organism in Eukaryota, Metazoa, Chordata, Actinopteri, Gobiiformes, Gobiidae. The record is from the annotation of a GenBank genome assembly.
AUGGUCUUGAGAGAGGAAGGCAGCCCGUCGCCCCCAGACCGCCUUUUCAAAAUCAUCACAGUGGGCAACUCCAGCGUGGGAAAGACCUCCAUACUUAAACGAUUUUGUGACGAGAGCUUCCGUCCCGGGACGUCUGCCACAGUGGGCAUAGACUACAGCGUGAAGACUAUUACCGUAGACAAGAGCCAAAUGGCACUGCAGAUGUGGGACACGGCAGGGCAGGAGCGGUAUCGCAGCAUCACCAAACAGUUCUUUCGUAAAGCAGACGGAGUGAUUAUAAUGUUCGACAUCACUGACAUGUCGAGCUUCACUUCUGUCCGACAGUGGCUCACCAGUAUAAAUGAGGCUGCAGGGGACGACAUCGCCAUCAUGCUUUUAGGAAAUAAAACAGACAAGGAAGAAGAGAGACAGGUCCAGACCAACAUGGGAGAACGACUCGCCAAGGAUUGUCAGAUGACGUUUUUUGAGUGCAGCGCUUUCUCUGGACACAAUGUGUUGGAAUCGAUGAUCCAUAUGGCCAGGAUUUUAAAAGAACAAGAAGACAGAGAAAAAGAGAAGACCGUGACGUUGGUCAGUUCUCCUUCUGGGAAGAAGAGGCCGUGCUGUUGA